AUGUCGCCGCCAUCUCACCAGUCCGUUGAACAACCCCUGUCUUCAGGUUCGACGUCUCCUCAGCUGACUCCGCUGCGGUUGGCCACCCCUGCUCCUGAUGACAACGAUUACACUAGUAUUGAACCAGACGCAACCGAGCCUGACCAAGCCGAACCUCUCCGGCUGACUACCUCGCCGAACCUGCUGGCUUUUCGGUCGGAUCUGAUGAUGCCCCGGCGGACGAUGCCUCUUCUGCCGAUGCUGAUCCUGCCGAUGCUGACGUGGUAA
Peronospora matthiolae is the source of this 267-nucleotide messenger RNA. The record is from the annotation of a GenBank genome assembly. NCBI's taxonomy places the organism in Eukaryota, Oomycota, Peronosporomycetes, Peronosporales, Peronosporaceae.